AUUCGACACCACUACAAGAAAACGACUGAAUGAAAGAAAGAAAGAAUGAAUGAAUGAAUGAAUGAAUGAAUGUUUAAUGACACCCCAUCACGAAAUAUAUUGGGUGUCACACUAUGGUAAAUGCAAAAAUCAGUGUCAAGAAAACGAAGUACUGUUAACACAAGACGCUAUUACCAUCGAAAGCAUGUAGACCUACUGAUAAUAAUGACCGCGUUGAACUAUCUCAAGGUAAUUUCCAAAAUCUGUAUAAUAUUCAUAAUUCAGGCAUUCAUUGAUAUCUUCUCUUUUUUUUUCUUCUUUUUUUUUCCUCACUUUUUUCUCUCUUUUUUUUUCUUUUUUUUUUUUUUGGUUUCUUUUUUUUUUCUAUGACGAACUAACACAUUUAUUUAUUUUCUGCCAAUGAAAACACUGGAUCAUUGUGAUCCUAUGUCUUGUGGGUUGUCACUGGAGUAGAUUGUCAGAUGUCGUACAAAAUAGACUUAAAACAGUGUUUGGGUGAUUUUUGUAACUUAGGUUGAUAGCGUAGUUGUAUUAACGGAUACGUAACCCAGUACUGGAUCAUAUCCAGAGUGAGUUUUAACGACCUUUUGUGUGGAUACAAAGCCUCUACAUCGACUUCUUCACCAACCACUUUAUAAUAAUUAUUGAAUAGUUCCUGUUCUAGAGAGUCGACCCUUGUAGCUUAACUGUGAGCCCAGGACAACGUGCUUCAACCGUAAUUUAAUUUAAGGAUAAAAAUUAAGUUAAAUUGAAGUGAAUGUAGCAAUUGUUUUUUAAGUGACUAAAGCUAUGGCAGCUGCUUCGACGCAAAGACAUUUGUUAAAAAUAUUGCAUCGACGAAUCGGUGAUUUAGCCUUUUUUCAUUGUGCAUCAACAGAACAGAGAAAUGCUCGUCCAUUUGAUGAAAUUCCGCACAAAAAAGGCUAUCCGUUAAUUGGUACUUCAAUUGAGACUGUGCAAAAUAUAGAUAGUAUCCACACGUUCAUAUGGAAUCGAUAUAAAACCCUGGGGCCCAUCUUCCGGGAAAAGACGGUCUCUUUUGAUAUGGUUUAUAUUGGGUCCGAAAUGGCGGUCGAGCAGCUGUUGAGGCAGGAAUCCAAAUACCCACAGAGGACUUGUCUCGUGCCUUGGACCCAGUACGUAAUAGACGCAGGCGAGGCCUUCGGUGUAUCAUUAGCUAACCACGAGGACUGGUACCGGAUACGACGUGUGGUGAAACGACUCGUGCUGAACUUUAAUUUUAUACACAAGUAUACGUCAGACUUCAACGAGGUGUCACGUGACUUCUUGGACAGACUGGAACACGUACGGACAGAGGACAACCGUAUCACCGGAUUAGACACAGAACUCUUCCACUGGGCGCUAGAAUCCGUAUGUUCGCUGUUGUUAAGCAGACGUCUUGGUUGUCUGUCCGACAAACCGGACCCCGAACUGGAGCAGUUUAUCGACGCAGUGUUUGGCAUGUUCCGUGCGACUGGUAAAGUCCUCUACUACCCGCCGUGGUUCACCAAGACUUUCCUACCCAGCAAAUGGAAUGAGUUCAAAUCUGCGUUUGACACGAUAUUUCGUAUUGCUAGAAAAUACGUGGACGAGAAAGUUGAAGAAAGGAUGACCAAUGUUACGAACGAAGAGCCAGGGUUCCUAGACCACCUUUUGUCUGAUGACAGGAUGACCAGGCUAGAAGUUUAUGCCACUCUAGUGGAACUGAUGGCUGGAGCGGUCGACACGACGGCAAACGUCGUGCAGAUGAUCCUGUAUGAACUAUCGAGAAAUCCACGCGUCCAGCAGAAACUGUACGACGAGGUGACCGGCGUCGUACCGGAAGGAGAAUUCCCCAGUGCUGCCCAGCUACAGAACAUGCCAUACUUGAAGGCCGUCAUUAAAGAGACGCUCAGACUGACCCCAAUUGUGCACCAUGUUGUGAGAGAUCUUGAAAAAGACAUGAUAAUUUUGGGCUAUCACGUUCCAGCAAAGACAACUGUAGUUGUCCCGCUCUUCGUGUUUGGUCGUCAGCUGUCUUUGUUUGACGACCCCGAGACAUUUCGUCCUGAGCGAUGGUUACGUGGUACUAUUAACCAAGACAAAGAGAGUCGAAAACCUUACCUGGCUUUUGGGUUUGGUACUCGGAUGUGUAUAGGACGUCGAGUGGCGGAGCUAAAAAUACAGGUGUUAAUCGCACAGAUGGUUAGCAGAUAUAAAAUUGAACCAGUCACAAUGGACCCUGUGGUUUUGAAAACGGAACUCACACUUAUACCAUCUGAACCAAUAAACAUCAGGCUCAUUGACAGAAAAUGAUUCUGGUCUUAAAAGCCAAAGUAUUAUAAAUAAAAGUACAGAACACUUAA
Messenger RNA from Gigantopelta aegis, 2345 nucleotides. Its product is annotated as 1,25-dihydroxyvitamin D(3) 24-hydroxylase, mitochondrial-like. The record is from RefSeq and is a predicted model, not a curated record. The transcript is spliced from 9 exons. Gene Ontology annotation, molecular function: heme binding; monooxygenase activity; iron ion binding. Gene Ontology annotation, cellular component: mitochondrial inner membrane. NCBI's taxonomy places the organism in Eukaryota, Metazoa, Mollusca, Gastropoda, Neomphalida, Peltospiridae. The coding region runs from base 790 to 2295 and encodes 501 amino acids. Gene Ontology annotation, biological process: C21-steroid hormone biosynthetic process; cholesterol metabolic process; glucocorticoid biosynthetic process.